Molecule: messenger RNA, 1047 nt
Organism: Aphidius gifuensis
Lineage: Eukaryota; Metazoa; Arthropoda; Insecta; Hymenoptera; Braconidae
Gene: JMJD7
Product: bifunctional peptidase and (3S)-lysyl hydroxylase JMJD7
Exons: 4
Coding region: 56-1027 (323 amino acids)
Molecular function (GO): 2-oxoglutarate-dependent dioxygenase activity
Source: RefSeq, a predicted model, not a curated record
AUCCAGGACACUGUUUACCAAUCCAAUAACAUCAACAGCCAAAAAUCAAAUUACAAUGAAAAAUAUUAAUGAUAAAAUUGAUACAGCAUGUGAACUUUUAUCCAAAGAAGCUGCAGAACUCUACUUGCCAAAAAAAAUAGCUGAAAUUGAUGCAUCAAUUGAAUCAAUUGAUCCCUUUGAUUUUUAUCGUAAUUAUGUAUCAAAAAAUAUACCUUUAUUAAUUAAAAAUGGAGUUAAAAAUUGGCAAGCUUAUGAAAAAUGGAAUAUUAAUUAUUUUCGUGAAAAAUUAAAUGAUAAAAUUGUCACAGUUGCUGUAACACCAAAUGGAUAUGCUGAUGCAGUUACACUUGAUUUAUCAUCAGGAAAUAAAUAUUUUACAAUGCCUGAAGAAAGAUCAUUAAAAAUGACAGAAUUUUUAGAUAAUUUAGAUAAUCCAAAUGACAAUGAAAUUUUUUAUAUUCAACAACAAAAUUCAAAUUUUCAAAGCUGUUAUUAUGAGCUAUGGAAAGAUGUUGAUUGUCAUCUGAAAUGGGCUAAUGAUGCAUUUGGACAAGAUCCAGAUGCUAUUAAUUUUUGGAUGGGUGAUGGAAGAGCAAUAACAUCCAUGCAUAAAGAUCCAUAUGAAAAUAUUUAUUGUGUAAUAUCAGGAGAAAAAGAAUUUACAUUACAUCCACCAACAGAUUUACCAUGGAUUCCAUAUGAAAAAUAUCAAUCAGCAAUUUAUAAAAAAGUAAAUGACAAUUGGAAAAUUGAUCCAAUUGAAUCAAAUGGUUCAACUGAUGAUGAUGAUAAAAUACCAUGGGUAUCAGUGGAUCCAUUGAAGCCAGAUUAUCAAAAAUAUCCAAAAUAUAAAAAUGCAACGACAAUCAAAGUCAAAGUUGAAGCUGGUGAUGUUCUUUAUCUUCCUGCACUCUGGUUCCAUCAUGUUCAACAAUCUCACAGCUGUAUUGCAAUUAACUACUGGUACGACAUGGAAUACGAUAUAAAAUAUGCAUAUUUUAAAACUCUAGAAGCUUUAACUCAAUAAAACAACAAAAGAAACUUAAC